Brassica oleracea var. oleracea is the source of this 2076-nucleotide messenger RNA. RefSeq names its product scarecrow-like protein 27. The record is from RefSeq and is a predicted model, not a curated record. Gene Ontology annotation, cellular component: nucleus. The transcript has a single exon. The coding region runs from base 105 to 1907 and encodes 600 amino acids. Gene Ontology annotation, molecular function: DNA-binding transcription factor activity; sequence-specific DNA binding. Gene Ontology annotation, biological process: regulation of DNA-templated transcription. Lineage: Eukaryota; Viridiplantae; Streptophyta; Magnoliopsida; Brassicales; Brassicaceae.
UUACACAAACCGCACCCCCUCUCUCUCUUCUUCUUUUGUUGUCUUCCUGUUCUGUUCUGAGAUCUCUCUCUAAUAAGUUUUUCUUCGUUACUGUGUAUGAGGCCAUGCCCUUAUCCUUUGAAAGAUUUCAAGGGGAGGGGGUGUUCAGUGUUUCUUCUUUCUACUCAGAUUCUCACAAAAUACGGUUUAAUCAAGACAAAACCGGAAUCGAAGAAGAACGAGAAGAUCUUGGUUAUGUUUUCCGUGGUGGUUUACAAGAACCAACGUCUGUUCUCGACGCUUUAAGGAGCCCUAGUCCUCUCGCUUCUCACUCUUCGACCACCACCAACACGACGCUGUCUUCCCCUCACGGCGGUGGUGCCGUCACCGCCACCGCCACCACAACAGCUGGCGAUGAUAAAUGUAGUCAAAUAGGCUUGGACGAUCUCGACGGAGUUAUCUCUCCUGAUCAAGAACAGAGCAUCUUGAGGCUUAUCAUGGACCCGGUUUCAGGAUUCGGUGUUCUCGACCCGGGUUUCGGUUUCGGAUCCGGUUCAGCUCCGGUAAGUGAUGGUUCGAAUCCUUUGCUAUCAUGCGGCUUCCCGUUUAACGAGCAAACUCAUCAGAUUCCGAAUCAAGAAUCGUUGUUCUCUAAUCCUCCUUCGUCUCCGCCUACGAAACGAUUCAAUUCCGGAUCUCAUCAACCGGUUUUCCCGUUUUCCGAUCCGGUUCCGGUUCAGCAAUACCAGUUUCCGGUUCAGUAUCACCCCCAACAAAUAUCUUCUUCUUCACCCGCGGCGGCUUUGGUUCCGGUUCCGCCGCUGGGGAUAGCUGGUGAUGACCAGUCAGUCAUCAUCGGACAGCUCUUAAACGCGGCGGAGCUAAUAGCAACCACCGGCGACCACACCAUUCUCGCGCAAGGGAUAUUGGCGCGGCUCAAUCACCAUCUCAGCAGCAGCAGCUACAACAACAAAGCUCCGUUUCAAAGAGCAGCUUCCCACAUCUCCGAAGCUCUCCUCUCUCUCAUCCACGACGCAGCACCACCGUUACUCACGCCGGAGAAUCUCAUCCUCAGAAUCGCAGCUUACAGAACCUUCUCCGAAACGUCGCCGUUUCUCCAGUUCGUCAACUUCACGGCGAACCAAUCGAUUCUCGAGUUGGGCUUCGAGCGGAUCCACAUUAUCGAUUUCGAUGUUGGAUACGGAGGACAAUGGUCGUCUUUAAUGCAGGAACUUGCAAGGAAAAGAGGGUCGUGUCUUAAAGUAACCGUCUUUGCUCCUCCUCCUUCUACAGUCUCCGACGAGUUUGAGCUCAGAUUCACCGAGGAGAAUCUCCGAAGCUUCGCCGGAGAGCUCGAGAUUCCGUUUGAAAUGGAGUUGUUGAGUCUCGAGCUUCUUCUGAACCCAGCUUACUGGCCGCUCUCUCUCCGUUCAUCGGAGAAAGAAGCAGUCGCAGUGAAUCUUCCUGUAAGCUCCGUCGUCUCCGGUUACCUUCCGUUAAUCCUCCGUUUUCUUAAACAGAUAUCCCCAAACGUCGUCGUUUGUUCAGAUAGAGGGUGUGACCGUAACGACGCGCCGUUUCCUAACGCCGUGAUCCACGCGCUUCAGUACCACACCACUCUGCUCGAGUCUCUCGACGCCAAUCAAAGCCAAGAGGAUUCGAGUGUUGAGAGGUUUUGGGUGCGACCUUCUAUCGAGAAGCUUUUGGUGAAACGACACCGUUGGAUUGACAGAUCACCGCCGUGGAGAAGCUUGUUUACACAAUGUGGGUUUACUCCGGCGAGUUUGAGUCAGACGGCGGAGACUCAGGCGGAGUGUUUGAUGCAGAGGAAUCCGGUGAGAGGGUUUCAUGUUGAGAAAAGACAGUCUUCACUUGUCAUGUGUUGGCAGAGGAAAGAACUUGUUACUGUCUCUGCUUGGAAAUGUUAGAAGAAACCAAAUGAAUCUCAGCUGAUUUUUAUGUUUCUUUCAUGAUUUCAAUCUCUUUUUUUCUUAAAUGAUAUGCUAUCUUGUUCAAUGUUGUUCUUAGUUUCAACUGUGGUGUUGACACUUGAAGGAAGUAAGGAUAUAUAAUCAAAAAUCUCCUUUUGUUCGAUUC